UUUUUAUUGUUACAGUGCCAGUGUACCACGUGCAAGCGGUAGCUGGCGACCACGCAUACCUGCCGUGUGACAUCGCCACUGUCGACGACCCCCAAGGCAACCCUGAUUCUGUCAUCCUUGUUCUCUGGUACCGUGAAGACGUCGGAACCCCAAUUUUUAGUGUGGACGCAAGAGAAAGGGACUUCAAGCAAGCAGAGAGGUGGUCUGACGAGACGAUAUUCGGCAACAGGGCCUACUUCAUGUCCGAGAAACAGCCUGCCGAGUUAGGCGUAGACCACAUACGAGAAGAGGACCAGGCCAUAUAUCGCUGCAGAGUCGACUUUAAAAGUGCCCAAACUAGGAACUCUAAGAUCAAUUUAACCGUUAUAGUGCCUCCCUCCAAGAUGGCCAUUUUUGAUGAGAGCCACAUCGAAAGGACGUCUGUCGUUGGUCCUUACACGGAAGGAUCCGACCUCAUUUUAACAUGUGAAGUUCACGGAGGAAGACCACCCCCUCACGUCCUGUGGUACAGAGGAGAUGAGAUAAUCACGAACAGAACCACGGUGUCACCGAAGGGAGGCGCUGUAAGGAACCAGGUGGUUCUGGUAGACCUGGGCAGGGAGGAUCUACACUCUGAGCUGACAUGUAGGGCGUGGAACAACAACAAGACACUCCCUCUUAGCUCUACUGUCCACGUGGAUAUGAACUUUCGACCAUUAGAUGUCCACAUCCUGGUGUCUUCUCAGCCCUUGUCUGCCGGCCGACGCUACGACCUUCUCUGCCAGUCUUCCGGGUCUAGGCCUCAGGCUAAAGUCACAUGGUGGAAGGGCGGGAAGCGCCUAGAGAGCAUAAAGGAGACGACGUCGAAUGACGGUAACACUACCACCAGCACGUUGUCCUUCACGGUUACGAAGGAGGACUCGGGGAAGAACCUGACUUGCAGAGCGGAGAAUCCUACUGUGUCUUCAGAGAUCCUAGAAACUACUUGGACAUUGCAUGUUCAUUAUACACCUGAGACCAAAUUAACAUUAGGAACUUCUCUAAACAAGGAAAACAUAAGAGAGGGAACGGAUGUUUAUUUUGACUGCAUGGUCGUAGCUGAGCCCCCAGUAUAUAAAGUGGAAUGGAGGCACAAUGGCAAGAUCCUCUAUCACAAUGUAAAUCACGGGAUCAUAAUCAGCAAUCAGAGCUUGGUGCUGCAGGGCGUCAGCAGAGCGAGCGCGGGAAACUACACAUGUGUGGGCUUCAACACUGAGGGUGACGGAGAGAGUGACCCCUUCUACCUCAACGUGUUGUACGCACCAACAUGCAGGCCAAACCAGCCGCGGGUCCACGGCGUGGCGAAGAAGGAAAGGGCGAACAUAACGUGUGAAGUGGAUGCAAACCCUAAGGACGUGAACUUCAAGUGGACGUUCAACAGUUCGGCGGAAAGCCUAGACGUAGAGAGCAGGUAUAUCGUGAGAAGCGGUACCUCCAGUGUCGUAAUAUACACGCCUGUGUCUGAACAUGACUACGGCACUCUGCUCUGCUGGGCCAGUAACAGGAUAGGGCACCAGAGAUCUCCUUGCGUCUUCCAUAUAAUCGCUGCAGGUCGCCCGGACCAGGUUCACAACUGCACGGUGGCCAACACAUCCAUGACUUCCUUCUCCGUGCGGUGUAGCGAGGGUUUCAACGGCGGCCUCCCUCAGAGCUUCACGGUAGAGGUACGGGAGACAGAGAGCCAGACACUCAGAGCCAACACGACGUCGCCUGUCCCAAGGUUCAGCGUGGGUGGACUCGACCCUGGCAUGCAGUACCAGGCGUGUGUCUACUCCUUCAACGUGAAAGGACGCAGUGAGCCUGUAGUGGUACAGACGGCGACUCUGCGACUGCCGGAGAAACAGCUCACCAAUGAACAGAAUCGGCCGCGUGGAGAGUUCCGGUUCACGCCCAUAAUGAGCGUAGUGACCGGCGUAGUGAGUGCUCUGUUUAUCGUCGCUUGUGUGGUGGCAGCCGUCCUGCGGCUCCAGUGUUCCCGGAACGAGGGACGGCGGAAACGGCACAAGCUGGACCAGCGGACUCGGAGCGCUUCCGGCAGUCUGUGCGCCACAUCUGACAAGCCUGUCAGCCCCAGCAAACUAGACCCCUCGGCCGACAGCGGGGGUGACAGUGACGAGAAGAACCCUGACGUGAUACCACAACCUGUCGGAGGUCUGGAGUCUGACGAAGCCCAGUUAGACUUUCUCAGAAAGCGUCAGCAUAUAUCAACGAUAGAGACGAGGAAUUCACCGAGCAGGUCACUGCUGCAGCAUGGGCCAGCAGGACCUUUCCCCGGCUACUGCACGCUGAGGAACGGUGGACUGCCUCUGCACGACCUCAGCAACAUCCCCACAAAACACGUGCAGGGUAGCGUGGACUCGCUGUACGCGGGGGCGGGUACACUGCCUAGACCCCACUGGAGUGGGCCGGGGUACCGUCACCCUGCUGUGAUGGCGUACCCUCGGGCUCCCUCACACGAGGAGGAGGGCGCUACCUCUGCACCGGAGUCUCCGCUGAUGGUCACUAAACGAGAAAGCACCGUCUGACUAACGACCAAGUUGUGAGCCCGCGAGGAGGCUGCAACACGCUCAAAUAGAGACAUACAGGGUGGCACGUCUUAGUCAGAUUAUAAAUAUGUAACUACGACCUGUUCAAUGGCUUAGGGACUUGUAAUUUAUUGAUAAGAUUUAACGGUUUUGUAUAAUAACGACAAAGUUUAUUACUCUACAUUUUAUACCUGUAAUAAAUACUUAAAAUGUUAAAACGUUUUGCAAGUGCAAAACUGUGGCCGGGAUUACUUUAGAAUUAAAAAAUGCUUUUUUUCUAAAAGUAUUCAUGAAAAUUUGUUACAUUAAGUAAAAAUUAUAUAUAAUUAAAUUUGACUAUAGUGGGCAGUGGCGUGCGUUGGGUAAAUUACAGGGUAAAGCAGCCAUGUUAUUUGAUGAUGUAUUGGCUUCGUAGCUAAUAAAAUUAAAGGAGUAAAAUGUAGUGGGGAGUGCGGAGGCUAUGGCGUAACUUUCAUUACAAGUGGAUGCACUUAUAAAAGGGUUAUCAUCUAUAAAUAGUAUUGUUAUCAAUUUAUUAUUUAUUUUUCAAUUGAGUACCUAUUCUUCGAGUUGGAACAAAAUUUAUUUUCGUGCAUUUUUUAAAUUGUACAGAACAAUUGAUUUAAAUCCUGUUUUAGUCGAUUACAAUAUCAAGUAGGCACUGCAUGUUUACUCUUAUUCAUGCUAUAAUACAAGAACAACAGCAUGUAUUGGUUUCCUCAAUACUGUGUACUUUUCAAAUGUACUUGUAUCAAAUGUAAACAAUGUUACAUAAAGUUACUUAUUAUGUAUUUUACUCUAUACCCAAUGAGUACAAGAAGAAGCACAGGAACACGCUGAAAUAAGAUCUGGUGGAUUCCUUUGCGCUUGACCGUGCUUGGUAGUCAACAGAAGCUACCUACCGUACCGUAUAUUUCUGGACGUGAUUCCCCCCACUAAGCUGUUCACCUGCCCCUAUCACUAACACUAAUAAAAUUCUGUGUACUAAUAGGUAACACUUUAAAACUCCCAACCGACCGUGUUACCUAAUCGCUUCACCGGAUUUUUACAGAAAAUGUUGGUGCAUUCCAACCAUCAAUAAUGCAGUUUACGUUUGCUUUGUGAUAUAUUCCUUUUUUGUAGUCACAAAACAGUUUUAACUAUCUGACACCAUGACAUAUACGAAUGUUUGCAUACAUGUCUCCGAUCAGUAUUAAAAUGUGUACGCAUAUGUAUUUUUUCACAAAGAAGGUUUAUAUGCUAUGCCCAUUGAUGUAACUAGCCACCAGGUGGCGCUGCAAAAUUUAAAGUUUUCAAAGCGCCUGCACAUUAUAAUCUGCAAUUACAUUACAGUUACGUAUAUAAAUAACCAAACACUAUUUGAAGGCAGGCGCUAAGUUAUGAUGUAUGUUUGUCUUUGAAAUAAAUUUCAGGUUGAACUUAAAGGUUGAGUAUUAGACCACUUUAAAAUAAAGUAAAUGUACGUGUACAAUGGCUAUAAACGUACACUUUUGGCAAAUUUUCUUGUUUGUGGCAACAAGGCAAACUCUAAAUCGGCUUUGGAAUCGGCUAUAAUUUCACUUCAACCAGAAGUGCUCAUGCACGGGCAAAAGCUUACGAAAAGCUUGUGAAAGUGCGGGAAACAGCUAGUAUAUUAUAAAUACCUGACUUUACGUUUUGUUAGAUAAAGGAUAGCAGUGUCUGUUUCAACCCAGCGCUCGCCACUUGGUUAAUUCAAAUUACAUCAAUUCACUCAACUUAAAGAGAACACUGCCACUGUAUUUGAAUGCCACUAAAUGAAAAUAACUACUGCAACAAUAUUAUUGGCUAUGUUUAAUGUUUUGGGCGAUAUUCAUCUUUUACAUUGCAAGAAAACUUAAAUAAAUCAGUGAAACUAUUAUUUAAACUUUAUAAAAAACCCUUUAGUACUUUUAUUUUACAGCCACAAUUUUGCUUCUAGCAAAAUGUACUUGUAUAUAUUAUAUUUGUUAAAUUUUAAGUUUUGUUUUAUACAUUCAAGUGUCCUUUUAUUACCAUAAUUAUUGUAUGCUCCUAUGUUGCUAUGAUAAAGAAUGUUUUUGUAAUAUUGUAAAUAUACAUAAUGUUUAAUUGUAUGUUCAAAAUCUCAGUGUAAAUUUUAUCAGAGUGCAUAUAUUUUUCCUGUGAGUGAAUGUGUUUAAAAGACAUUUUACAAUAUAAUUCAACGGAUAGACUUUUCAAUGCUGAAUGAACUGUUAUUUAAACAUUUACUAAACUGUAAAAUUACCGACUGAUUUAUUUCAUGUAACCAAUGUACAACUUUUUAUGUUAAGUAUAUUUUGCUCCGUAAAACUGAUUAUGAAUAAAAAAUACUAUUAAA
Messenger RNA from Homalodisca vitripennis (glassy-winged sharpshooter), 4881 nucleotides. RefSeq names its product nephrin-like. The coding region runs from base 240 to 2543 and encodes 767 amino acids. The record is from RefSeq and is a predicted model, not a curated record. NCBI's taxonomy places the organism in Eukaryota, Metazoa, Arthropoda, Insecta, Hemiptera, Cicadellidae. Gene Ontology annotation, molecular function: protein binding. The transcript is spliced from 13 exons.